Molecule: messenger RNA, 3327 nt
Organism: Pangasianodon hypophthalmus (striped catfish)
Lineage: Eukaryota; Metazoa; Chordata; Actinopteri; Siluriformes; Pangasiidae
Gene: limk2
Product: LIM domain kinase 2
Exons: 16
Coding region: 186-2168 (660 amino acids)
Biological process (GO): protein phosphorylation; actin cytoskeleton organization
Cellular component (GO): cytoplasm; nucleus
Molecular function (GO): protein serine/threonine kinase activity; protein binding; ATP binding
Source: RefSeq, a predicted model, not a curated record
CAGCUGCAUGACGUCACCAGCUCUCCCAGCAGCCUGAGAGGCAGUCGAUGGAGCGCUGGUUUCAGCUCGGCGGCUCGGGAUUUCUCGCUUUUCAGUGUGUCUCCAGCCUCAGAGAUGGCCGGUGAGAGUAUUCCUCAGAUCGGGAACAGCAUGUGAGCUCCUGUUUGAAAGCAACCACCGAGUAAAUGGACGAACAAGAAGAUCCAGGUGACAGCGUGUGCGCUGGAUGCGGAGGCAGGAUUCAGGAUGCUUUUCAUGUCAAGCUGCACAAAGGUUUCUGGCACAACGCUUGUUUUCGGUGUUCCGAGUGCUGUGAUCUCCUGACCAAUUGGUACUAUGAGCGGGAGGGAAAACUCUACUGUGGAAAACACUACUGGGAGAAAUUCGGGGAGCUGUGUCAUGGCUGCUCACUGCUAAUGACCGGACCAGCUAUGGUGGCUGGAGAGUACAAGUAUCAUCCCGAGUGUUUUGUGUGUCUGAGGUGUAAGGUGGUGAUCGAGGAACGGGAUACGUACGCCCUGGUGGAGCGCUUCAAACUGUACUGUGGUAAAUGCUACAAGCAGGAGGUCUUGGCACCGAUGUUGGAAAGGCGCUGCACGGCUGACUCGUCUCCCGACACGCUGCCUCACACAGUGACGCUGGUGUCCAUGCCAGCGGCUGCUAAUGGGAAACGAGGCUUCAGUGUAAGCGUGCUCCGGGACUGCAGCAGCACUACAGCCAGCGUGCACGUCAAAGAGGUACGGGGGAUGCUGAUCAGCCCGGAGGUUCGGAAUGCCAUCCAUGUGGGUGACCGCAUCCUGGAGAUCAAUGGCCUUCCAGUAGGAACGCUGAUGGAGGACGAGGUGGAGGAUCUCAUCCAUCGAACCAGUCAGACGCUGCAGCUGCUGAUCGAGUAUGACCCGGUCAGACAGAGACUGGACCGACUUCGUCUGGGCACCUCCAACAACCGCCUGGGCGUUCCUGCCGCUUCACGUCUGCGUCUGUCCUCCCCGACUGACGGAGUGAUCGAGAGGACAGAUAAUGAUGACGGGACACUGAAGAGGAGAUCUCUAAGGCGCAGUAACAGUAUCUGUAAGUCCCCGGGGCCCGGUUCCCCUAAGGAGCACCCGAUUCUGGCACGGGACAUCAGCCGCUCCGAAUCACUCCGAGCCUCCUCCAGCUGCUCCCAUCGUAUUUUCCGACCAUGUGACCUCAUCCACGGAGAGGUGCUCGGCAAGGGCUUCUUCGGUCAGGCCAUCAAGGUCACCCAUAAGGCCACGGGAGAGGUCAUGGUCAUGAAAGAGCUGAUCCGGUGUGACGAAGAGACGCAGAAAACCUUCCUAAAAGAGGUCAAAGUGAUGAGGAGCUUAGAUCAUCCUAACGUCCUUAAGUUCAUUGGCGUGUUGUAUAAAGACAAGCGGCUCAAUCUAAUCACAGAGUUCAUCGAGGGUGGAACCCUGAAGGACUUCAUUAGAGAUGUGGACCCAUUCCCAUGGAGGCAGAGGGUUAGCUUUGCCAAAGGCAUUGCUUCAGGAAUGUCAUACCUGCACUCGAUGAGCAUCAUCCACAGAGAUCUGAACUCACACAACUGCCUGGUAAAACUGGACAACACGGUGGUGGUGGCGGACUUCGGUCUGUCUCGUCUCGUCAUGGAGGACAAGGUGAAGCAGCCCCCUCCUGACAAGCCCACCAACAAGAAGAGGAUAUUCCGUCGUAUCGACCGCAAAAAGCGCUACACAGUGGUGGGCAACCCGUACUGGAUGGCUCCGGAGAUGCUGAAUGGUAAACGCUACGACGAGAAGGUGGACGUUUUCUCGUACGGCAUUGUGCUCUGCGAGAUCAUCGGGCAGGUGUACGCUGAUCCCGAGUGUUUGCCCCGCACACUGGACUUCGGGCUCAAUGUGGGCAAGUUUACAGAGAAGUUUCUACCUGAGGACUGUCCUCCUGCUUUCUUCCCAUUAGCCGUGGCCUGCUGUGACCUCGUUCCUGACAGCCGGCCAACCUUCCAGAAGCUGGAGGACUGUUUCGAGGCCUUGACUCUAAACCUGGAUCUUGGUAUCCCUCUUCCGGCGGAACUUGAUGAGCUGCAGCAGAGACUUUCAAAACCUAACGGGCUCAAGAGUGACGAUCUGUCCCCAAAAUCCAGCUCUUCUCUGGAGCGCUCCAGCCUGGAUAACGACGCCACGUAGCCGGAGGAAGUAAAACUCGUAGAGCUCAAGUUGGGCCUCCACACAGAUUCCAUGGGGCGGUGACCAAUUUAUUAUUACCUACAAGGACAAGUUUACAUGAACGGAUAUGCUGGAUUCUGUGCACUUGGUGUGUUUACAAUGCGUUCACACUGGGGUGCUUGUGUUGAGUCAGAAUGUUGAGGAGAAUUUUAGAGCUGAUGGAUCUUUUGUUAUGAUCCAAUGAGGGAGGCACAUUUCAUGACUCAAGGAGGUUUUUUUUUCUUUUUCUCUCAAGGGUAAGGUUUUUCCUUACGUUACAGACUAAUUUGGGAUAUUUUGGCAUCUCUCAUCCUAUUUAUAUCUGGAGUGCUUGCAACUAGAGGCAUCAUGACGAAUCUGUAAAACAAACCCAAAUGACAUGCAGCUGCUAGGAUCAGAAUAAAACUCACAAGGGUCUUACUACGGCUUCUGUUGUGUAUCUGUGAGCAUGCGUCGAUCUUCCUUGAAUUAAAUCAGUAGUAUCUUGUUGCUGGAGAGACUGUUAAUCACUUGGAUGACUUUGUAGCAUGACUUUAGAGGUCUUGGAGCGCAGGCUGUUUAAAUCAGAACCCUGAACACUGAACCCUGCUGCCCCCUGGUGGUUGAUUACAUUAAUGUGCAUAUUUCUCAGCAGGGCCUAAGACAAAUUACCUGGACGAAAAACUGGAUAUUCUAUUUUUAAAAAGAAUGAAAAAAAAAAUAGAAGGAACUGCCAGCAGCAGUUGUUUUUUUCUGUUUUACUUCCCACUACAAAAAAUAACUCCUAAAUGACUGGUGAGUUUUUAUCCUGGACGAGUCGUUACAGAUUUUUGUACAUGUUUAGGCUGAAAGCAGCUGCCAGUUUGGUGUUAAUAUUUGUGAAAAAGUACAGAAACUUAAAAAUAACUGGAGAUAUGAUUGUUUUUUGUUUGAUAAGAAUUAUUUGAGAUUUGUUAGUGUCAGAAUUGUAUAGAAGUUGUAAUUGCAUAGUGUGGGAUAACCUUGGUUUGCUGAUUGCAUUUUGUAGAAUGUAAAAAGUCCAGUUCUUUCCCCCUAGCAUCCUCGUUCAAAAGGUACUUGAUGUGUGAACAUCAUAACCACUGAUAUUUCUAUUUCCUGUGUUCCUGACGCUAAUGUUUCACAAAUAAAUUAAUUAAUUAAC